GGAGUUUCUGGGGAAUUCUUGUGGAACUUUUUUGGGAAUUCUUGGGAGAUUUCUUGGGCAAUACUGGGAAUUCCUGGAGAAUUCCUGAAAUGUGCUUAACAUGCCUGGAUGUUGAGGUGCCAGAGGGGAAGGGGAGGGAGCAGGGAUUUGUAAAGGACCAUGAGCUGGAAUUUUGGGAUCUCCUGGAAUUUCCUCAGUCCCUGUUGAUCUGUGGGAAGCUGAGGAUGAGCUGGGAAUGGAAAUACUCCAGGAUAUGAAUGGAUAUCCUGGAAAAAUGCACAGCCAGGGGUUGCUGACGGGCUUUUCCAGAGCCCGUGGUUUGAAAUUCCCAAAUUCCUUGUGCAUGCAGCUGAAAAGAGCCGGGACGCAGCCACGGCCGCCGUUAAUUGCCGUGCGUUAAUGAAGUAUUCCUGGUUUUUUUUUUUUGUUUUGUUUGUUUGUUUUUGUUUUUUCCCUGGAUUUCAGCGGGGAGCGUUUCCCUGGGACAGGAGGCCGGGAUGAGCGAGGACAUCCGGAUCCAUUCCUGGCCUUGCUCCUACUACCAGGAGAGCAGCAAGCAGUGGAUUCCUGGGAAUCUCUCCCUGACUCCUCUUUCCAUCCAGUUCAGGGCUGGCGAAACGGGAGAGCUCCUGCUGCAUUCCCGCCUUUCCGGGAUCAGCCAGAUCAAGAAGGAAUGUUCCCAUUUCAUCUUCAGCUCCAUCACCGUCCUGGAGAGGAGCACCAAGCACUGGUUCAGCUCCCUGCAUCCCAACAGGAAUGUGGUGUUCAACAUCCUGGAGCAUUUCUGGAGGGAGCAGCUGCUGCCGGGGCAGGGAUCCGGCAAAGGCAGGGAAUUAACGGGAAUGCUGGAGGGAUCCCAGAAACGCCUGGAGGACACGGCCAAGGUGCUGCAUUCCCAAGGGGAGCAGUUUGACAGGAUCAUGACAGGACUCCACAAAAUCGAGGGGGACAUGGAUGUGGCCGACAGGCUGUUGACAGAGCUGGAAUCUCCUUCCUGGUGGCCCUUCAGCACCAAACUCUGGAAAACCCCUCCGGAAUCCAAACCCCGGGAAACGCCGCCGACGCCCGAUCCCAAAAGCCGGGAAGGAAUCCUGCUGAGAAUCCCGGUGAUCGUCACCCAUGGGACAGACUCCAACGCCAAACCUGGAAAACUCGCCGUGCUGUCCUCCGGCCUGGAGAUCAGGGAUGGCAAUUCCCAGCUGCUGCAGCGUUUUGGGAGCAGGGACGUGGAUGACAUCCGGGUGCACACCCCCUACGAGAUCAGCGUCCGGCAGAGAUUCCUUGGGAAAGCCGACAAUUCCUUCCGGCUCCUGGCGGCUCGGAUGCCCGAGGUGAUUCCCAUCCUGGAGGUGCAGUUCAGCCAAAAAAUCCAGUUUUUGGAGGAUGCUCUUGGAUUCGCCGGAGCUAGGAGAUGUCCUCAGGUGGAUUCAGGAACGUCCGUUGGGCAGGCAGCCAGUGCGUUCCCGGGAGCCGUGGUGAAUCCCAGAAUUCCGACGGGAAGUGGAGAAGGGAUGGACAAGGAACAGGAGCAGAGGCAAAAAGUUUCCCAGGAAGAGGCCAAGGAGCUCAGAAAGAUCCUGCAGAAGCUCAAGGGGCUGGCGCUGGAGACGGAAGCGGAGCUGGAGCGGCAGGACGAGGCCCUGGAGUCCAUCGGUAGCUCCGUGGAUCGCGCCACGCUCACCAUCGAGCGCCAGAACCGCCGCAUGAGGAGGCUCACCUAACCUCGGGAACGCCGGGAGCGGCACGCGGAGCUGCGGGAUCCGGGAAGGGCUUUUCCACAGGCGCUCGGAGAGGGGGUGGGGAUGAAAACUGGA
Cinclus cinclus is the source of this 1814-nucleotide messenger RNA. It is a transcript of the gene SNAP47, whose product is annotated as synaptosome associated protein 47. NCBI's taxonomy places the organism in Eukaryota, Metazoa, Chordata, Aves, Passeriformes, Cinclidae. Bases 498 to 1721 code for a protein of 407 amino acids. The transcript has 4 exons. The record is from RefSeq and is a predicted model, not a curated record. Gene Ontology annotation, cellular component: SNARE complex; plasma membrane. Gene Ontology annotation, molecular function: SNAP receptor activity; syntaxin binding. Gene Ontology annotation, biological process: synaptic vesicle fusion to presynaptic active zone membrane; synaptic vesicle priming; exocytosis.